CUGCGGCUCGCUGGAGGUGGUGGGAACCCGAAGUUUGGGGCGCCUGGGCCUGAGAGGUCAAGGGGCAGUACAGUGCCAGAGGAGGAGAUGGUGAAGCAGACGAUCCAGAUUUUCGCCAGGGUGAAGCCCACUGUCCGGAAGCAGCCGCAAGGGAUUUAUUCCAUAGAUGAAGAUGAAAAAGUUACACCCAGCUUGGAAAUUAUCUUGCCUCGUGAUUUGGCAGAUGGAUUUGUGAAUAAUAAGCGAGAAAGCUACAGAUUUAAAUUUCAAAGGAUUUUUGAUCAAGAUACAAACCAAGAGACCAUUUUUGAAAACAUUGCCAAGCCCGUGGCUGAGAGUGCCCUGGCUGGUUACAAUGGCACCAUCUUUGCAUACGGGCAAACAGGCAGUGGUAAGACCUUCACCAUCACGGGUGGCGCAGAGCGCUACAGCGACAGAGGCAUUAUCCCAAGGACACUGUCGUACAUUUUUGAGGAGUUGCAAAAGGACAGCAGCAAAAUAUACACAACGCACAUUUCUUACUUGGAAAUCUACAAUGAAUGCGGUUAUGAUCUCUUGGAUCCAAGACAUGAAGCCUCCAGUUUGGAAGACUUGCCGAAAGUGACGAUAUUGGAGGACCCUGAUCAGAACAUUCACCUGAAAAACCUGUCUCGCCAUCAGGCAACCACGGAGGAAGAGGCUCUGAACCUGCUUUUCUUAGGAGACACCAACAGGAUGAUUGCAGAGACUCCUAUGAACCAAGCUUCCACGCGUUCCCACUGCAUCUUCACUAUUCAUUUGUCAAGCAAAGAACCGGGAUCUGCAACUGUCCGGCACGCCAAACUUCACCUGGUGGACCUGGCUGGCUCCGAGCGAGUCGCCAAGACUGGAGUAGGGGGCCAGCUCCUGACAGAGGCCAAGUACAUCAACCUGUCUCUGCAUUACUUAGAGCAGGUCAUCAUCGCGCUUUCCGAGAAGCACCGUUCGCACAUCCCCUACAGGAACUCCAUGAUGACCAGUGUCCUGAGAGACAGUUUGGGAGGGAACUGCAUGACAACCAUGAUCGCCACGCUCUCUCUGGAGAAAAGGAACAUCGACGAGUCUAUAUCUACCUGCAGAUUUGCACAGCGGGUGGCGCUCAUCAAGAAUGAAGCUGUUCUUAAUGAAGAAAUUGACCCCAGACUGAUGAUCGCACGCCUGCAGAAGGAAGUCCAGGAGCUGAGGGAUGAGCUGGCCCUGGUCACGGGGGAGCCGAGGACCGAGGCCCUCACAGAGGCGGAGCUCCUCCUGUAA
Molecule: messenger RNA, 1272 nt
Organism: Myotis daubentonii (Daubenton's bat)
Lineage: Eukaryota; Metazoa; Chordata; Mammalia; Chiroptera; Vespertilionidae
Gene: KIF6
Product: kinesin-like protein KIF6
Exons: 10
Coding region: 88-1272 (394 amino acids)
Biological process (GO): microtubule-based movement
Molecular function (GO): ATP binding; microtubule binding; microtubule motor activity
Source: RefSeq, a predicted model, not a curated record